Molecule: messenger RNA, 2175 nt
Organism: Salvia miltiorrhiza (redroot sage)
Lineage: Eukaryota; Viridiplantae; Streptophyta; Magnoliopsida; Lamiales; Lamiaceae
Product: pentatricopeptide repeat-containing protein At1g08070, chloroplastic-like
Exons: 1
Coding region: 6-2114 (702 amino acids)
Biological process (GO): RNA modification
Molecular function (GO): protein binding; zinc ion binding; RNA binding
Source: RefSeq, a predicted model, not a curated record
AAGAAAUGGUGUUCGCUCUUUCAACUUUUCCCUCCCAUUUUCCAACGGCAAAAACCGCCAUCCCCAAAUUCCCAGAAAAUCCGAAAACCUUGAUUCUCGAAAAAUGCAAGACAACCAAAGACCUCAACCAAGUGCACGCCAGCUUCAUCAAAACCCGCCUCCUCCACCACCCCGCAGCGGCGGAGCCCCUCCUCGAGGCGGCGGCGCUCCUCCUCCCCGACUCCACCAUCGACUACGCCUUCUCGAUUUUCCGCACACUCGAACACCCCGACGCCUCAGCUUACAACAUUAUGAUAAGGGGUUUCAACAAAGAGCAAUCUUUUGAAAAAUCCAUUCUUCUAUUCAGGCAACUGAUCCAACAUUUUGUGCGCCCGGAUCCGUUCACUUAUUCCGGCAUUCUAAAAGCGUGUUCGAAGCUCGUGGCUUUAAAGGAAGGCGAGCAAAUUCACGCCCACGUUUUGAAAUCAAUGGACAAGCUUGAUCGUUCGGAAUUUGUUGAGAAUUCUUUGGUUUACAUGUAUGCUAGCUGCGGUCUGCUCCAAUCUGCGCGCAAAGUGUUUGAUGAAAUGUCUGAGAGAAGCCCGGUUGCGUGGAGCUCGAUGUUUUCGGGUUAUGCUAGGUGCGGCCAGUGGCAAGAAGUUGUGGGACUGUUUAGAAAAAUGAGAAAAUUAGGUAUCCGUUUCAAUGAAGUGACUUUGAUUAGUGUCUUGAAAGCUUGUGGGAGGCUGGGUGAUUUGGGGUUGGGGGAAUGGAUUGAUGAGUAUGCUGCUGCUAAUGGGCUCUUGAAAAAUGAUAGUUUGAUCACUUCUCUUGUUGAUAUGUAUGCAAAGUGUGGUCGUUUGGAAACUGCAAGGCGUUUGUUUGAUAGCAUGUCUAAUAAAGACGUGGUUGCUUGGAGCGCGAUGAUCUCUGGUUAUAGUCACUCGGAUCAAUGCAGAGAGGCCCUCGCCCUGUUCCACGAUAUGCAGAAUGCUAACGUUGCACCAAAUGAGGUGACGAUGGUUAGUGUGCUUUCCUCUUGUGGUGUUCUUGGAGCUCUUGAAACUGGAAAAUGGGUUCAUUCUUAUAUAAAGAGGAAGAAGUUGAAGCUUAGUGUCAAUCUCUCAACCAGCUUGAUUGAUUUCUAUGCAAAAUGUGGUUGUGUGGAUGCAGCACUCGAGGUGUUCCACGGGGCACCUUGUAAGAACGCGUGGACGUGGACAGCGUUGAUUCAAGGUCUUGCUAGUAAUGGACGGGGAGAGAUGGCUCUCAGAUACUUCAACUUAAUGCUUCGAGAGAAAGUUGAGCCGAAUGAUGUGACAUUCAUCGGUGUGCUUUGUGCUUGCAAUCAUGCCGGUUUGGUUGAUCAAGGGCGAGGCUACCUGGUUGGUAUGAGCAGAGACUUUGGGAUUGAGCCAAGGAUCGAGCAUUAUGGUUGCGUGGUUGAUAUGCUUGGCCGGGCAGGGUUGGUUGAGGAUGCACACGAGCUCAUAACAAGCAUGCCCAUCAAGCCAAAUGCAGUGAUAUGGAGAACUCUGCUUGCAUCGUGCAGGUUACACAAAAUACCCGAGAUUGCAGAGGAGGCGCUAAAGCAGGUCGUCAGAUUGGAGCCCGCGCAUAGUGGGGAUUACAUACUUCUUUCGAGUGCGUACACGUCUGCAGGCAGAUUGGAAGAAGCUACAAAGUUGAGAGAUGAGAUGAAAAGGAUGGGAAUCAAGAAGAGCCCCGGGUGCAGCUACAUUGAGGUGGAUGGCAUUGUGCACGAGUUUCUGGCUGAGGAUAAGGGGCAUCCACAGUCACGUGAGGUGUAUGAGGCAGUGCACGAGGUGAUGGAGCGGAUCAAGAGGGCUGGCUACGAGCCCGAUGCAAUGCAGGCGAGGAUGGAAGCAGAGGAAGAUGGUGACAAGGAGGCUUCUGUUUCUCAUCACAGUGAGAAGUUGGCUAUGGCUUUUGGCCUAAUUCGGACGUCUCCAGGAACUACAAUUAGGGUUUCCAAGAAUCUUAGGAUAUGUAAUGACUGUCACAAUGCUGCAAAAGUUAUCUCUAAAGUUUUCAGCAGAGAGAUUGUUGUUAGAGAUAGAAGCCGCUUCCACCACUUCAAAGAUGGAUCUUGUUCCUGCCAUGAUUUCUGGUGAUGUAUGAAAAUUAUUAUCAUGAUCUUGAUUUGUUACGAUUAUGGAUUUUCAUUUCUUUGAA